Messenger RNA from Malassezia sympodialis ATCC 42132, 1356 nucleotides. It is a transcript of the gene TUB1, whose product is annotated as tubulin alpha chain. Lineage: Eukaryota; Fungi; Basidiomycota; Malasseziomycetes; Malasseziales; Malasseziaceae. Gene Ontology annotation, molecular function: GTP binding; structural constituent of cytoskeleton. Gene Ontology annotation, biological process: microtubule-based process. The record is from RefSeq and is a predicted model, not a curated record. Gene Ontology annotation, cellular component: microtubule.
AUGAGGGAGGUUCUUUCGCUUCACGUUGGUCAAGCUGGUAUCCAGAUUGGUAAUGCCUGUUGGGAGCUCUACCUGCAGGAGCACGGCCUGACGCCUGAUGGCCGUGUGACGGAGGAGAGCAAGUCGAAGAGCGACGAUGGUUUUUCGACGUUCUUCAGCGAGACGGGCCGAGGCAAGUACGUGCCGCGCUCGAUCUACGUGGACCUGGAGCCCAAUGUUGUGGACGAUGUGCGCAACGGCCCCUACAAGGACCUAUUCCACCCCGAGACGCUCGUGACUGGCAAGGAGGAUGCGGCGAACAACUAUGCGCGUGGCCACUACACUGUCGGCAAGGAGCUGAUCGACCAGACGAUGGACCGUGUGCGCAAGCUCGCUGAUGCCUGCUCGGGUCUGCAGGGCUUCUUUGUGUUCCACUCGUUCGGUGGCGGUACGGGCUCGGGUUUCGGCUCGCUGCUGCUGGAGCGCCUCGCGCAGGACUAUGGAAAGAAGGCGAAGCUGGAGUUCUCGGUGUACCCUGCGCCGAUGAUGAGCAGCUCGGUGGUGGAGCCGUACAACUCGGUGCUGACGACCCACACCACGCUGGAGAACUCGGACUGCUCGUUCAUGGUGGACAACGAGGCGAUCUACGACAUUUGCAAGCGCAACCUGGGCAUCAGCGCGCCGAGCUACAUGAACCUGAACCGUCUGAUUGCGCAGGUUGUUUCGUCGAUCACCGCGUCGCUGCGCUUUGACGGUUCGCUGAACGUGGACCUGAACGAAUUCCAGACGAACCUGGUGCCCUACCCCCGUAUCCACUUCCCGCUCGCGACGUACGCGCCGAUCAUUUCUGCCGACAAGGCGUUCCACGAACAGAACAGCGUCGCGGAGAUGACGACGUCGAGCUUCGAGAAGGGCAACCAGAUGGUCAAGUGCGACCCGCGGGACGGCAAGUUCAUGGCGUGCUGUCUUCUGUACCGCGGUGAUGUGGUGCCGAAGGAUGUCAACUCGGCGGUGAGCCUGAUCAAGACCAAGCGCACGAUCCAGUUUGUCGACUGGUGCCCAACCGGUUUCAAGAUCGGCAUCUGCAACGAGCCGCCGGCGCUCGUGCCGGGCGGCGACCUGGCCAAGGUGUCGCGCUCGCUGUGUAUGCUCGCGAACACUACGGCCAUCUCGACGGCUUGGAGCCGCCUGGACCGCAAGUUCGACCUGCUCUACUCGAAGCGCGCAUUCGUGCACUGGUACGUCGGCGAAGGUAUGGAGGAGGGCGAGUUCAGCGAGGCCCGCGAGGACCUUGCCGCGCUCGAGAAGGACUACGAGGAGGUGGGCAUGGAGACGGCUCUGGGCGACGAGGACGGCCUGGACGCCGAGGAGUAUUAG